Messenger RNA from Tripterygium wilfordii, 1483 nucleotides. RefSeq names its product putative mediator of RNA polymerase II transcription subunit 26. Gene Ontology annotation, biological process: positive regulation of DNA-templated transcription. The record is from RefSeq and is a predicted model, not a curated record. Bases 65 to 1240 code for a protein of 391 amino acids. NCBI's taxonomy places the organism in Eukaryota, Viridiplantae, Streptophyta, Magnoliopsida, Celastrales, Celastraceae. The transcript has 2 exons. Gene Ontology annotation, cellular component: SWI/SNF complex.
UUUUUUUUUCCAUGGUUAAGACAUGAUAAAAAUUGAGAAAAUGUGAUUGGUGAGACAGCGAGAAAUGGAAGAAGGCAACGGCAAGGGAUUGCAUCAACAGCAACAGCAGCAGCAGCAGCAGUUACUUGUACAACAACAAGAAGCACAAAAUCAACAGCAAAAGCAGCGGCAACAACAACAAUUUCACCUCUUACAGCAGAUCCAGAGACAAGCGCAGCAGCAACAACAACAGCAUCAGCAGCAGCAAGCAGCGGCGAUUUCUCGUUUCCCUUCAAACAUCGAUGCCCAUUUGCGCCCGCCGGGCCUUCUUCAGAGACCCUUCAAUCUCCAACAACAAACCACCAGCACUAGCCCUAACCCUAACCCUAACCCUAAACCUAAUUCUGGUCCUGCUGUCCCCAAUUCUCAGCAGCAGCAGCAACAACCACAACAGAACCCCAAUUUACAGCAGCAAAAUCCGCAACAAGGGCAACCACAGCAGCAGCAGCAGCAACAACAACAACAGCAGCAGAAAACGAUUCGGUCAUGCAGCCCAGUGGAGCUUCAGAUGGCAUACCAAGACGCAUGGCGGGUAUGCCAUCCAGACUUCAAGCGCCCCUUCUCUUCCCUCGAAGAUGCUUGCGAGAGGUUACUACCUUAUCAUGUUGUAGCAGACUACGAAGCAGAGGAGGAUGACAGAAUCCUUGAUUCUGACACAACAGGACAGAUGCUAUCUCGUUCCCAGCAGUGGGAUAACAACAUUGCGGUCAAAGUGGCAGAAUUCACAGCCACGUUUGAGAAACAGGCCUUUGCUUUCAACAUUAUAAACAAAAAGCGAGCAGUUGGGGAAUUUCGAGCUGAGGAGAGAUUAAUGGUUGAGCAGGCUCUUCUCCAAGACGAGAGACGAGCAAUGGCAGAAUUGAAAGCACAAAUAGAAUCAAGAGAGAAAGCUGGUCGCGAGGCUCAGUUGCGAAUGGCAGCCAUGGUACAGGCAGAACAAGCUCGAGCUGAGUCACAGGCACAUGCUGAAAUGAUGACUCGGGCACCAAUUAGACCAGGUGUGCUUGGUUCGCGAGGCAACAAUCUGCAGAUUGGUCAUGAUAAAGCAGAGCAGGAACAGGGUGUUAACCCAGAAGAGAUGAUGAAUGGAUGGGGAAAUAGCAGUCAGAGGGAUGAGAAAGAACCAUCUGAAGAUUUUUUGAAUGAUGAAGAAAAUGAAAACGGAGAUCAGGCACGCAGGAGUGGUUUGAACACUAGAUGAACCUUGUGGAGUUGCCGGAUUAAAGCCUUGAUGACAAAGCUGCAAUUUCCAUUGGGAUAGCAAGUGUAGCAAGAAAAGCAUAAAGAGGUGUAAAUGAAGCCAUGUUCUCAUUGAGUUAAAUAUUGUUAGUUAUGAAUCAUCCAUUGCACCAAGCAUUCUAAAACAGUUGCUUUGAAAUUCCAUCUGUUCUUCCUUUUUCUUCUUUUAAAGAUUCGCUUGAAACUAUUAAUGAUUCUCUCUUCA